Molecule: messenger RNA, 723 nt
Organism: Phlebotomus papatasi
Lineage: Eukaryota; Metazoa; Arthropoda; Insecta; Diptera; Psychodidae
Product: DNA replication complex GINS protein PSF1-like
Exons: 2
Coding region: 126-710 (194 amino acids)
Biological process (GO): DNA strand elongation involved in mitotic DNA replication; DNA replication
Cellular component (GO): GINS complex
Source: RefSeq, a predicted model, not a curated record
UUGCACUAUUUCACCACAAUAAGAAAUUGAGGUUAGAAAAAAAGGCGCAAUUUUUGACAACGAAGACUGUCACAAAUUGUCCCAAAAUCCAAUUUCGUGCUGUUUGUGUGCAGAAAAAGUGCAAAAUGCUAGGCGUAAAAUCUCUGGAAUUGGUCAAAGAUCUCAGCAGAAACCCAGACAGUAUUCCCACUUUUAGAGAUGAUACCAUCAGGGAGGUCUUGGUGGAAACACAGGAGAUUUUCAAUGCCAAUUCCCGAGAUGCUCGGAUCUGUUCCUCUACCAAUAACCAGCAGCUUCUGCCCAUCUUGAGUUUCCGGCACGCUGCUCUUGAACGCAACAAACGAUGUAUGCUGGCUUAUCUCUACAACAGACUGGAGAGGAUAAGGAACAUUCGCUGGGACACCGGUCCAACAAUUCCAGAGCAUAUUAAGACAAAUCUCUGUGAACCGGAGAUACAGUGGUUCAAUGGUUACAACAAACUCCUGGCCAAGUACAUGAAAUCCGUAGGAGAUGGACAAGGAAUUGAUUUGACUUGUGACAUGGAGCCUCCUAAAUCUCUCUACAUUGAAGUUCGCUGCCUCGAGGAUUACGGAAAGUUUGAGCUGGAGGAUGGAGAAGUAAUAUUUCUGAAACGAAACAGUCAGCACUAUCUUCCCAGGGUACAGAUCGAGCCAUUGUUAAAACAAGGAAUACUCCAGCAAAUAAAUUAAAUUUGUUUUUCAA